Messenger RNA from Armigeres subalbatus, 1430 nucleotides. RefSeq lists its product as uncharacterized. Bases 320 to 1228 code for a protein of 302 amino acids. The record is from RefSeq and is a predicted model, not a curated record. The transcript has 3 exons. NCBI's taxonomy places the organism in Eukaryota, Metazoa, Arthropoda, Insecta, Diptera, Culicidae.
CAAACGGUGCAAAAACAGCGCGGUGAAGGAAUCAAAACACGACUGGUUUGACAUUUCCCGCACACACAACUAUCAGUGAAAAAAUAAAUAAAACAUCAGCCAUUCUGAAAAUCAACAAGAGUUUACGAAGUAGCGGAAGUUUUCAAUCUUUUUAUAAUUUCCAAACCAUUUCAUGAUCAAAUAAUGUGUGAUAAUAAGCGAAAACUGCGAGGAAACUGAAAAAUUCAACAGUUGUUCUAGCACAUUUGGUGUAAACCAGUUAUUCCGUGGAAAAACCUAGACUUCGUAUCUUGUCUCCGACGUCCCACAAUCAUUGACGAUGUCUUCUUCGCCAUUCCAUCAUUUUGCCUUCAACCAUGGAACAAGAAAAAUAGCGCCGCUCAAAAUCCGCAAUCCAAGCAUCAGCCCUUCGCAAAUAAUGCCAACGCCGAGUGGAAUGCCGUUCAACAUUGCGGACAUGCCCUGGUCAUACAGCGGAAAACCGGGCCAGUUGAUGGAAUUCAAUGCCGUGAUCAGACCAAGCCCGAUUCUGCAAGCACCACUGCACCAUUCGAUGCCGUACCCGGAAAUGAGGAAAAGAAAAACGGAACCGGAUGUCGUGCCGAUCCCAUCCAAGCAGUUUUUCACCGACGAAUCAAUGGCCAUCCAUAUGAACAAUCUGCAUCUGUCGCCCGAGUACACAUCGCACAAUAUCGAAACGACAUCCGCUUCCGAAGGCACAACACUCGGAUCCCUAUCGGCAUCCCCAUCGUCCUCACUGGAUGACGAUAUGUCGCUGGGCGAAGCAGGUCCAUCCACCUCCGGCGCCUCGUCGCACAUCUUCAUGUCCCCCCAAGAGCUGGAGGAACGGCUCAAAAAGGCACAACGAAUCACACUGUGCGAGGAAGUCCGCAAGUUGGACAAUCGUACGGAGAUCCUUCCGCAGGUGCUACUGGAAAGGAUCGAAAAGCCAUGCACGGCACUUGUUUUGUGGCAGCCUCCGCAAGUCCUGGAAAAGAUCCUGACGAAGGUAGGUACUGCUUCGAAAGAAAAUGACGAACGGGACAAUGAUCAGGAUAGACAACCGGAGUUUACCCGGCCGUCGAGGCCUAACAGCGAGCAGGCCAUGGGUGACGACGAGGAGGUUUUGCCCGAUCUGCCAGAGUAUGAUGAUGAUCUCGAUUUUGAGGAGAACAAUAAUAACGUGGACACGGUGAACGAUUUGAACAGUAUGGACGUGGAGAUGUAGUGGGCCGAGUGCUCAUGAUCUACUGAUUCGUGAAUCAAUGCAUGUCAUGUACAAUGUUUUCUUUUUUUAAUUCAUACUUAUAGAUGUAAGGCGCAAGAUCCUAAUCCGGUAGGUUCGCUAUGAAGCUUGCGGUCGAUAAGAUUGUUGAUAUACAUUUUUGGGUGCAAAUUACGAAAUAUAGACGAAAAUUUUUAACCUCGAA